GAGAAUGAAACUUUCUUCGUUAUCCCUUAAUUUGCUCUUUUGCAAUCCUCCAAAUUAGCAACGGUCCAGAACGUUAAUUCUGACUUGAAAUCAUCCAACAAUCUCCCCCUAAGUCAGAUAUUGACGAUUGCACAAACCUGCAAAACAGAUAACAACCCAACACACCAGAGACUAGACAAACAAAACACACACCGAUAAAAAUCUAACAGAGUCAACACGGCUAAACCAAGGCAAUCCGAGCUCUCCCUGAGAGCAAUACAACGAAAAAUAAUCUCCCCCUAAGUUCAAGCAUCCAAAAAACAAAUUACCAAAGACGAAACGAAACUCAAAAGACUAGACAACAAGAUCACACUCAUUCCUCUAUUUCUUCCUCAAACAGCAAGUCCUCCAGGUUUGCAGGAUACUUUGAAUCGGUGUGAUGAUCUGGUGCUGAUUCAGAGUCAGAACCAUAGAGUUCUUGAAGAGCAGCUGCAAAAGGUUCAAGCGCAGGCGCAUGAUCAUCUCCACCAUCAGAGUCGUCAGAAGCAGAGCUUGAUUCGCUUAUCCAAAUCAGGUUCACCUAUUCCUCAAUCGCAAUAUCCAAUUCAUCAACAAUCUUGUCCACAGAGAGCCAGAGAGUGGGAGACUCAAAACGAUAAAGGUUAAGGUUGAUAGGAAGAGUAAGCAACAUACGAGUUAUGAGAGUCCCAAAAGGUAGAAGAGCAUAGUGGUUAUGAUCGACGAAGGGAAGAAGCGCUCCAAACAACUGAGGGGAGAAAUCAAGAGGUACCUCAGCAACUGCAUGAGCCAUGAUCCAGAUAUCCAAAGGAGUGACUCGAUCAAGAAAGGUGGUCUGAGGAAGAAACAUCCGAGUGAGACAGUAGUGAAAAACCUUAAAGGAUGGCACAAGGAUGUCCACAGGAAGAGUAGAGUCUUCGUCAGGCACAUGUCCAGUCAGAUGAACCGCUUCCUCAGUGAUGUCGAAGUUGAACAAGGGCAGCUCGAACUCAUGGACCAGGUUUUCGCCAAUAGCACUAUAGCAGGAAUGUUGAGGAGGUGACCCAAAUCGCCAGCUGGAAGAGUGAUCAGAUGACCAAAAACCAAAAAAGAGAGAGUGUGAGAUUGCAACCCAAAAUAUCGUAGAUUUGAGUAGAAAACUCGUACGGCCUCAGGACAGAUAAGAGUAGGGUGCUCUUCCAGCAGAAAGUCCCAACCCAGGUUGUGCACAAGAUGCCUAACUUCCAGCCAAUGGACACUAAGACCCACAAAAGGAAUUUGAUGGGUUUGAGAAAUAGGACGAUUGACAAAGGAUUGAAUAUGAUGAUGCAAAUUAAAGGGGAUGGGGUCAUGAAAAAGGGUUCCAGAGAAGGUGAGGGCAAAAGUAUAAGCCAUGACUGGAAGCUAAAGGAACAGAUCAGAAACUUAAAGCUACAACUGAAUGCGAAAGGACGACGAGAAAACACCACACUUAAAUAGGAACAAGGGAAGGAAAGGAGAACAAGAAAAGGAACACAGGAACAAAGGAACACAGAAGCUGAACAUAUACACAGAAGGAAAACAAAAGGAAAUAAAAAAAACCAGAAUCAUCAAGAAGUCGAGAAAUCAGGGAUGGAUUGCAAGGAUCGCAACCCAAUAUCGAAACAAAGGAAGGUAAAUUGAUCUGAUGCUAAGGGUUUGGUGAAUAAAUCUGCAAGGUGAUAUUCAGUACUGAUGUAUUGCAAAUUAAUGACUCUAGAUUGAACGUGAUCACGAAUAAAAUGGUAUUUAAUGUCAAUAUGUUUGGUACGUGAAUGUUGCACUGGAUUUUUAGACAUACAGAUAGCACUGGUAUUGUCACAAAAGAGAAGAAUUGACGAGAUUUUUUAGACCAUAAUCUGAUAGUUGAUUUUCUAAGCCACAACAGUUGAGUACAAGUGUUGCCAGCAGCCAUAUAUUCAGCCUCAGCUGUUGAUAAAGCAAUUGCACCUUGUUUUUUGCAUUACCAUGAAACCAAACAAGUACCCACCAAUUGACAACUUUCAGACGUACUACGACGAUCAGUCAAACUCCCAGCAAAAUCAGAGUCGCUAUACCCCAUAAGAUCAAAGUGAUCUUAUUUUGGAUACCAUAAGCCUACGUCUGGAGUGCCUUUUAGAUAUAAAAAAAUACGUUUAACAGCACUUAAAUGACUUUCUUUAGGACAUGCCUGAAAGCGAGCACACAGGCACACUAUAUUGUAUGUCUGGUCGACUGGUUGUAAGAUAUAAAAGAGAUCCAAUCAUCCCUUGAAAUUUAGACUCAUCAACUGGAGAUCAAGUCUCGUCUUUAUCCAGUUUGACAUUAACUGCCAUGGGAGUUGGAGAAGGUUUUAAUGAGGUAAAGUCGAACUUAGUGAGCAUGGAGGAGAAAUAUUUCGACUGAGAAAUAAACGUUCCAUGAUUUGUCUGUUUAAUUUGCAGACCAAGGAAGUAUUGUAGUUCUCCCAUCAUGCUCAUUUCAAAUACCUCUUUCAUGGAUUUACAGAAGGCAUCACACAUGUCAGGAUUAGUAGAACCGAAGACUAUAUCAUCUACAUAUAUUUGAACAAGAAGCAAGUCAUUAGAAUUGCGUUUAGUAAAUAAGGUUUUGCCAAAUGAUCCUUGCUUGAAUCCUUGAUCAUGAAGAAAAGAUGUUAAGCGUUCAUACCAAGCACGAGGUGCUUGUUUGAGCCCAUACAGAGCUUUUAUAAACAAGAUCAGGAAAU
Molecule: messenger RNA, 2701 nt
Organism: Linum trigynum
Lineage: Eukaryota; Viridiplantae; Streptophyta; Magnoliopsida; Malpighiales; Linaceae
Source: the annotation of a GenBank genome assembly